UUCCCCGGCACAGAGGUCAAAAUGGAGACGGGUGCCAUCGUGAAACUCCGGGCCAAGUGUCUGGAAAGAGGGGCCUCAGGGAUUAAGGGGCUGGCCAGGUUUUUCCGGGUCAUGGAUGACGACCGGAGCAAAACUUUGGACCUGGAGGAAUUUGUGCAGGGGCUCCGCGACGCAGGGGUCCCCCUGGAACGGGCCGAAGCGCAGGAGAUUUUCGCCUUCUGCGACAAGAACCGGAGCGGCACGCUGGACUUUGACGAAUUCCUGGAGGCCUUGCGGCCCCCCAUGUCUGAAGCCAGGAAGGAGGUCAUCCGCCAGGCCUUCCAAAAACUGGACCGGACGGGCGACGGCCUGGUGACGGUGGAGGACCUCCGCGGGGUCUACAACGGCCGCUGCCACCCCAAGUUCAAGAGCGGCGAGUGGACGGAGGAGCAGGUCUUCCGUUCUUUCCUGGACAGCUUUGACUCCCCAGACGAUAAGGACGGGAAGGUGACGGCCGAGGAGUUCCUGAACUACUACAGCGCAGUCAGCGCCUCCAUCGACAGCGACGACUAUUUCGUGGGCAUGGUGAAAGCCGCCUGGAAGAUUUAGCAAGAAUGGAAGAUAAACCCAGCCAAGCAAGCAAGCAAGGACUUAUCGUUACAAGUUUUGUCUCUUUUUUUUUUAAUGUAAUUCCCAAAUACAUCUGAUAUGACAAUUGUACAGAAAUCUUCCAAAACA
This is a messenger RNA of Podarcis raffonei (Aeolian wall lizard), 717 nucleotides long. It is a transcript of the gene CAPS, whose product is annotated as calcyphosine. Gene Ontology annotation, molecular function: calcium ion binding. The record is from RefSeq and is a predicted model, not a curated record. The coding region runs from base 22 to 588 and encodes 188 amino acids. The transcript is spliced from 4 exons. NCBI's taxonomy places the organism in Eukaryota, Metazoa, Chordata, Lepidosauria, Squamata, Lacertidae.